Podarcis muralis (Common wall lizard) is the source of this 1368-nucleotide messenger RNA. Lineage: Eukaryota; Metazoa; Chordata; Lepidosauria; Squamata; Lacertidae. The record is from RefSeq and is a predicted model, not a curated record.
AUGGAUUCGGACCCUCCCGACUCUAGGAAAAGGCCGCUGGAGACCCCCACCGAAGCCAUCAGCACCAAGAGGAGCAACACCGGAGUUCUCCCCAAUGCAGGGACCACGGAGCGCGUGUGUCUGGUUCAAGGCACAGCGGAAGCCCUCAACGCCGUCCACAACUUCAUUGCCGAAAAGGUCCGGGAGAUCCCCCAGUCUGUAGUGAAGCCGGAAUCGGUCAAUAUCCUGCAGCCUCAGACAACUAUGAAUCCUGACCGAGCCAAGCAGGCCAAGGUGAUUGUUCCCAACAGCACCGCCGGGCUGAUCAUCGGCAAAGGCGGCGCCACGGUCAAGGCCAUCAUGGAGCAGUCUGGAGCCUGGGUGCAGCUGAGCCAGAAACCCGAGGGCAUCAACCUCCAGGAACGCGUGGUGACCAUCAGCGGCGAGCCCGAGCAGAUCCACAAGGCGGUGGACAUCAUCGUGCAGAAGAUCCAGGAGGACCCGCAGAGCAGCAGCUGCCUCAACAUCAGCUACGCCAACAUCGCUGGCCCCGUGGCCAACUCCAACCCAACCGGAUCCCCUUACGCCAACUCCACGGACGUGCUGCCCGCCGCCGCGGCCGCAGCCACCGCUUCGGGCCUGCUGGGCCACACCAGCCUCGCCGGGGUGGGAGCGUUCCCGGCCGCUCUGCCGGGCUUCUCCGGCAGUGACCUUUUGGCCAUCAGCACGGCUCUCAACACCUUGGCGAGCUACGGAUACAACACCAGCUCUCUGGGGCUCGGCCUCAACUCAGCCGCCGCCUCCGGAGUGCUGGCUGCCGUGGCCGCCGGCGCGAAUCCAGCCGCCGCCGCCGCCGCCAACCUCUUGGCUUCCUACGCCAACGAAGCGUCCACCAGUACCACCACCCCAGCCGGCGCCGUGGGGGCCUUCACGUUGGGUUCCCUAGCCGCUGCCACCGGGGCAGCCAAUGGCUACUUGGGGACAGCCUCUCCACUGGUGGCCAGCUCCUUCUUGGCCACGGAGAAGCUGGUGGAAAGCGCCAAAGAUAUGGUGGAGAUUGCCGUUCCGGAGAACCUAGUGGGCGCCAUUUUGGGGAAAGGCGGCAAGACGUUGGUGGAAUACCAGGAGCUGACGGGCGCCCGCAUCCAGAUUUCCAAAAAGGGGGAGUUUAUCCCGGGUACUAGGAACCGUAAAGUCACCAUCACAGGCACUCCGGCCGCUACGCAAGCGGCGCAGUAUCUUAUCAGCCAGCGAGUAACGUAUGAGCAAGGAGUCCGAGCCACCAACCCGCAGAAAGUGGGAUAAGAGAAGGCCGGAGGGAAGUCUGGGGGAAGGAGUAGAAUUCAAGUCAAUUCUUUAAUCAUUAAAAUUGUAACCUAGCCAACACCA